AGCAACAGUUUACAAAUAUGUCUACUCUGUAAUCUGAAGUGAAGCAAAUGGCUAACGUGGUUCAUGUAGUAUUUUCACGCCAGGUUGUGUGUGUUUUACUGUUCAUUUCCUUGGCUCACACUCAAAACAUUGUCGUUUUCCAACCGUCAUAUCUGACUGCAACUGGACCAACGGUGACUGCACUUUUGCUCGGAAACACGUCGGACAUCUCUCUGAAUCUGAGGACAGUGUCCCCAUCUAAUAAAACAGGAAGCAUUGGUUCUCCAUCAUGUGUACCUCAGGUAACACAGUGGCUGCUCACACGGGAACAGGUGGGAAAGACUGCAGUUCAAGUUCAGCUGAGACUGGAUAGAAGUCUGCGUUUGUGUGGUGAGAAUGAGACAGACACAGACUGCUGUCCAAAGCCACUAUGUGUCCUGGAGACCCUACAGGUGUCUGCCUGUGUGGGUGGCACACCUCAGGCAUCACUGCUGAUCCAGGCCAAGAUACAUGCCCUGUUGGCUUCUGCUAAUGCUGGAUCUGCUAAUAAAACAGCCAUCCCAAACCAAGUGUACCAAACACUGGGCUCUUGUCCCUGUGACCUCACAUUCAGAGCAUGUGACGCACGCUGCUGCUGUGACAAGGACUGUUCCAUUGAAGAUUUGAAGCUGUUUGUGUCCCACUGUCUCCCAGGGCCCUUUGGUGGGCAGGUCUCUCCUGCUCCAGAUUAUCAUUGCUCUGUGCAGUCCUCUGAAAACUCCCCAGAUUGGUUUCCGUUUUUAUGUGUCAGUUCUCCACCUGAAAACAACCCUUAUCUUGGGCUUUUUUACCAGGGAAACACAAUUACAUCUAAGCCUGGUCCAUCCUUCCAAGGGCCUGUUUUGCCAGCUCCAGUGCCACUUAAUGCUUAUUUUCAAGGAAGUCCCAUUUUCACAUUAAAUGACCAGUUCUUCACUAUUCCCCAGAAGGUGUUUGGACGGUGUGUAAACAGUGCCCCUGUAGCAUUUUUGAAAAAUUUCAAGGUCAAGUGUGUAACUUUGCUGCGCUCCUGUCCAACUGGAUCUCCCUUACAGACACUACCAACAGAUUUGAGAAUUAAAGUGAAGAAUGGACAAGGGGGUGAUGCUGUAGUGAACGUAAUUGAUGAAGUGGCCACUGACUUGAGUCAGUUUAUUUUAAGCACAGAUGCUGUUGCCUCUUCAGAUGAGAGGCUGGUAUGUGAGAAUGUGACCUUAGCGCUGGAUUACAAAUUCUACUGGAAAGGAAAUGCCAUCACAAGUAUCACACUGACACACACUGUUGGGACUAUCACUUUUAAUAGUAGUGUGGCGUUAACCACAAGGUAUUCUGCUGUGUUUCUAAAUGGAGAAUUCACUGGUGAGCCCAACUCAGGGAACCCAGGUUAUCAGGUAGGAAGGCCUGUUAUUGCUGGAAUUGUGGACACUUUGGACAAUAACACAGGCGCAAUACAGAGGACAUCAAUCAAUCUCUGGAAACCAGUGAGUGAUGGAUUCUGUUCCACUGCUGAGAAGAAACCGGUUCUGUUUGGGGAGAAUUCAACAUCAGGAUGUCUGCUACAUGUCAGCCAACAGAAUCUGACUCAGUGUAAUCUCCUGAGAGAGGCUGUUACUUCUCUCCAGGCAGCUUUGGUUACAGCCAUAUAUGUGGCAAAGAGUGGAAACCCAGAUCCCCUAACCAUGACAGACUGGGUGAACAUAACCUUUGUGACACUGAACUCAAGCACAGCUAUGGAAGACACCAUAAGUUCAUGCUAUGGGAUUCCAUCCCACCAGCAUAUCCAUGUUUGGAGUUUUAUCACUGACGUGGUAGAUGGCAUACCUCAAAGGGAUAUCCGCGCUUUGGAAGUCAGUUAUAGCCUGUCUCCCUGGGCACUGGAUUGUGGAGGAGGUGAUGUCUCUGCAUGUGUGGACCCAACAGAGACUCAGUUGUUCCCCAUCACCUCCUCAGUCACCUUUACUGAUAUUCCUGUCAACCCAGGGCCACCAAAAACCAGGUUUCAGAUCAACUUCACAGAGUAUGACUGCAACCGGAAUGAUGUGUGUUGGCCUGAGCUCGCCUUCCCCUUCACCAAGUAUUACACAGGUGAGCCAUAUUCUCAGUCACUGGCUAAGGGCCUUAUCUUGGUUUUCUUCUUUAUCACCGCCUCGAUUCUUGGAAAUCCGUGGAGACAAAUUCGACAGGCGUGGAACUGCGCUGAUCUCUAACACAAAUACUGAGAACAAUGUAGGGGUAAAAAUAUGGGGGGCACAAUGGUAGGGUGAGAGGCUAAACACAACAGUGUCUUUAAAUGUCACUGAAAUGUAUUUGCACUCUUUGUCCAUUAGAUACUGUUUAGAAUGAUGUUUUUACAUGUUUAAAAUAUGUUUGUGGGAAUGUAAAUAGUUGUAUUGAUGCACCAUUUUGUAAUAAAGAUAUUUUUUCUAUUA
Molecule: messenger RNA, 2426 nt
Organism: Chelmon rostratus (copperband butterflyfish)
Lineage: Eukaryota; Metazoa; Chordata; Actinopteri; Chaetodontiformes; Chaetodontidae
Gene: tctn2
Product: tectonic family member 2
Exons: 18
Coding region: 48-2204 (718 amino acids)
Biological process (GO): cilium assembly; smoothened signaling pathway; protein localization to ciliary transition zone
Cellular component (GO): MKS complex
Source: RefSeq, a predicted model, not a curated record